UGGUGAAAAAAAUCGAUUAUUGAUUAAUCGCGAGUAUGUUAUGGACGAGUAUGAAUCGAUUAUUAAAUUUUCAAAAAUCAAUUUUUUAUUUAUUUAAAAAAAAAAAAUUUUUGCAUUAUUUUAUUUUGUAAAAAAUGUUAUACCGGGAGUUGAACGUCACAAACGCGCCCAGUUCCAGUUAGCAAGCGCAUGUAACGGCAGCCAGAGCAGGUGUGUAAAAUGGAAGAACCAGGAACGAGCAACCGAUCCACCCAGCUCCAUCUGGGCUCAAAGCAAGCGUGUGGAUUCAUUUUGGUUUUCAUGGCAGCAGCUCUAAACAUGUUGAUAAAACGCAUGCCGUCUGUCGACAUUGCCACACUAAACUGAAGUACUGCGGCAAUACGAGCAACUUGAGGGCCCACAUUUCCCGCUUUCAUCCAGAGGAGGCAGGGUGGGUUAAAGACGACCGCCUGAAGCCCGUCAUCCCACCAAAACAGCGCACUCUCCACGAUAUGACAAAAUUGGCCCCGGAUCGGAGAGAGCUAAGAAAAUCACAACGUCGAUAUCUUAUUUUAUAGCUAAAGAUAUGAGGCCAUACAGUGUGGUGGAAAACCAAGGCUUCCGCUACAUGGUCCACAGUAUGGAGCCAAAGUAUGUGAUACCAUCCCGGAGCUUUUUUUACACACAAGUCGAUUCCUAUUCUUUACAAGGAGACAAAGUUUUUAGUGCAAGUGUCCCUCAAGUCUGCUCCCAGGGUAGCAAUAACUUGCAAUGCCUGGACCUCCAGAGCCACCGUCUCAUAUGUGACCGUUACAGCUCAUCAUGUCAACAGUGAGUGGAAGCUAAUUUCAUACGUGCUUCAGACGAGAGCUAUGGAUGAUAGCCACACGGGCGCUAAUAUUUGCGAGUUUCUCAAAGCUGUGGCGGACGAGUGGGGGAUAGAGACACACGACCUGGUUCUAGUCACCGACAACGCUUCAAAUAUGAAUGUGGCUGCAGAGCUUGGCAACUUUCUACAUGUCCGUUGUUACGCUCACACUCUAAACCUCGCCUGCCAACGAGCGCUGAAGUUGCCCGCUGUAGCCCGACUGUUGGGUCGAGUCAGACGGAUCACCGCCUCCUUCCACCGCAGCACCACAGCCAGUCAUGUGCUGGAACAAAAGCAGGCCCUACUCGAACUGCCUAAACACAAACUGAAGACAGAUGCUCCAACAAGGUGGAAUAGUGGCUUUGACAUGGUUGAUCGGUUCCUUGAACAGCAGCCUGCCAUCUGCGCUGCGCUCCUCUCCCCUCAAGUGAGGAAAGGUGCGCAUGACAUCUGCACACUGAGUGAGGGAGACGUGUCCGGCGCUGAACACCUUGUGAAGACCCUCAAGCCCAUGAAAUUGGCCACCACCACAAUGUCAGGAAAGCAUGCCUACUCUCUCAAUCAUCGCCCCACUACACACACAGCUCCUGGCCGACUUCACCCCUGCACCAGAGGAUGAUCCGAUGACCCGGGAAAUCAAGCAUGCCAUCCGGGAAGAUUUGAGGAAGAGAUACACAUCUACAAAAGAGAGGCACACACUCCAUACAGCAUCUUGCCUGGAUCCUCGCUUUAAAGCUCUCCCAUUUCUUUCAGAGGAUGAAAAAGUGGAGACAUACAGCAGAGUGACUACAGAGGCUGCAUCAUCCCUCGAGGUGAUGAGGCAAGAGCCUGAAGUCCCUGAGGGGGAAGGUGAUGACAUGGCUGAGGGGCAUGAUGACGGUGAGGAGGAUGAUGCAGUUCAGAAGGUUUGCGACGAAGCCCUGAAGCUGGAUGAAGAUGCCCCUUCCACGCCCUCUACCUCAAGACCAUCUUCUCUGACUGCACUGCUGGGCCAAACAUUUAAUGUUGCUGUCACCACAGCAGAGCCCAAGUCGGCACACACCAGGGCUGAGGAAGAGGUUCGCAUGUAUCUGGAGGCCCCUUCACUUCCUCUCACCGAUGACCCCCUUGAGUGGUGGAGCACCAACCAUCAUGUGUAUCCUCUCCUAGCUAAGCUGGCCAAACGAUAUUUUUGUAUCCCAGGUGCGAGCGUUGCUGCAGAGAGAGUGUUCUCCACUGCGGGAGACAUUGUGUCAGCACAACGGAGCACACUCACGCCACAACGUGUACCAGCUGGUCUUCCUCCAUAA
Molecule: messenger RNA, 2136 nt
Organism: Cyprinus carpio (common carp)
Lineage: Eukaryota; Metazoa; Chordata; Actinopteri; Cypriniformes; Cyprinidae
Product: E3 SUMO-protein ligase ZBED1-like
Exons: 4
Coding region: 1393-2136 (247 amino acids)
Molecular function (GO): protein dimerization activity
Source: RefSeq, a predicted model, not a curated record